This is a messenger RNA of Striga asiatica, 2231 nucleotides long. The record is from the annotation of a GenBank genome assembly. Lineage: Eukaryota; Viridiplantae; Streptophyta; Magnoliopsida; Lamiales; Orobanchaceae.
GUGAAAAUAACACACACCUUUCUCUCUGUCUCUCCCCAAAAGGGAGCUUUUUUCGCUUUGCCCGGCAAAAAAGCUUCCAUUUUGCACAUAUUUUUGUGUUUGUGUGUGUGUUUAUUUGUGUAUAAAUACCCAAUUUUAUCUAUUAUCUUCACCGUCUCAAUCUACAGGGGAUCACGAACUGGGAGGAGCUCCUAAGGAAGGUUUUUCGAGUAGAGCCCUAGUUUCGAUUAUUGGAGUUUUUGUUUUGGGAGCUGAGGUUUAUGGAGCCGCCCACGCCUGGUUCUCAGUUCAUCACCCGGAAUUCCAAGAAAAGGGUCUUUCCGGCUGGAAGCUCAUCAUCAGGGCUUAAGGCGGCGGAGGUUUUGGAAGAGACGGCGUCUGGUAAAAGAAUUGCAUCUUCAUUCAAGUGUAAAGAGGCUUCUUUUGUUCCUGAAAUAAUAGAUGUCGAUAUAGAAGAAGACUGUACAGAUGUCAUGCUUAAUGACCAAGCUGACAUAAAAGGCAAAGGCAAGGAUAUCCCGUUCAAUAUUUCAGCAGACUUCAGUAAUUUAUCUAGCAAUGGAUCUGGGAGUGACACCAAAAACUCGAAAGAAAUCAUCAAUUUAGACGAACCCAACUCGAAUUUGUUUUCGGGAGAGGAAGAUUGGAUAAACACAUACUAUGAUACCAUGACAUAUGAAGACCAUUCGAAUUCGAUUUUGCAAUCAAAGUUUGAUCACACUAACUUAUCGUCUGGGGUCGAACUCGAAGUCCCCUUUCCCUGGCUGCAAAGCUCUCUUCAAAACAUUACAAAUAAUAUUCCAAAUAGUUCGACUCUGAAAGUCAACUCAAAUAAUGGGCCGAGUCUUGCUUUCGGCCCUAGCUCGUUUGACUCUAAUAAUAGCCAGGCGGGCAAGUGGAUAACAGGUACUCCAUUUUCAAACCCAGGCGUUGAUUGGAAGGCAUGGGUUAAUACUUAUAAACCCCAGAAUAAUCCUUUCUUCUCAUUUGGAAAGAAUAAUAAAAUGGAUGCCUUCUCGUCAAAUGUAUAUCCUCCCAUGGCUAACCAAUUUUCUCCGAGCAUGAUUAAUCGGGGUAUAAUGGGACCUUCUGGAUUUAUGCAUGCAAGUGCUUAUGGGCCUGGGAUGAAUUAUUUUGCGAGUGAUCAGAAUGUACAGACACCUGUUGUGGUGCAUAAGGAUUUGGAUGAGAUUAAGAGGAACUUUGAAGCUUUUAAAAAAUUCGAUACUGUUGAGGAUUUUUCGGAUCACCACUUUGCUAAAAUUAGUACUGCAAAACAGGUGUCUGUCGAACUUCAGGGAAACCACCAAAGAACUGGGCCAAGAAAAUACAGGAAGAGUGGAAGAUUCUUGAGAAAGAUUUGCCUGAAAGUCCAUUACCAUUCGGGUGGCCUUCGGCUAAAUCCCAACCUCUACAAUUGUGGUAAAGUGUGUUUGAGCCUUCUCAACACUUGGAAUGGGGGAAAAGAAGAAAAAUGGCUGCCAAAUGUCUCGACUAUGCUGCAAGUCUUGGUCUCGAUCCAGGGACUUAUCCUGAAUGCUAAGCCUUACUAUAACGAGCCUGGAUAUGCGAGGUUAAGCGGCACCAAAGCUGGAGAAAAUGGGGCUUUGGAAUAUAACGAGACAACGUUCCUUUAUUCCCUGCGAAGUAUGGUGUACACUAUGAACAGGCCUCCAAAGCACUUUGAGGCUUUUGUGUCGGGUCACUUUGUGAACCGAGCUCGUGAAAUUCUGGUCUCGUGCAAGGCCUACCUGGAGGGGGCCCAAGUGGGUUGCCUGGCCCGUGGAGGAGUCCAAGAUGUGGAUGAAGGGGACAAGAGCUGCUCACAGACUUUCAGGGCCAGCCUGGCGGGCUUCAUGGCCACGCUUGUGGACGGGCUCACGAGGACAGGGGCCAAAGGCUGUCAUGAGUUUCUGCCCCAGGCCCAGAAAAGAUUUGGGCCCACCUGGGCCCAAGGGUUUAUGCCAUUUGUUAAGAAAGAGGACACUCAGGCAGAGCUUGUGGCUGCUACUACCUACAGCUGGUUGCAGAAUAAGGGCUGAAAGGGGACNAAGUAUAUCAACUCUAUAUUUUUUGUUUCAAUUUAAAAAUAAUGAUUUUGUUAUUCUGCUUAUGGUGAAUGCUAGGUUAAAAUAUUGCUUGUUUGGCGCUCGGCUUGAAUGUGAUGGGUUCAGAUUUUGCUCGAGUUCGAGUUAAAUAUUUUAGUCAAAUAAUGUUAGCUUAUUUUGUAU